This is a messenger RNA of Chrysochloris asiatica (Cape golden mole), 1584 nucleotides long. It is a transcript of the gene RAG2, whose product is annotated as recombination activating gene 2. Gene Ontology annotation, molecular function: protein binding; sequence-specific DNA binding. Gene Ontology annotation, cellular component: DNA recombinase complex; nucleus. The record is from RefSeq and is a predicted model, not a curated record. The transcript has a single exon. The coding region runs from base 1 to 1584 and encodes 527 amino acids. NCBI's taxonomy places the organism in Eukaryota, Metazoa, Chordata, Mammalia, Afrosoricida, Chrysochloridae. Gene Ontology annotation, biological process: V(D)J recombination.
AUGUCACUGCAGAUGGUAACAGUCAGUAACAAUGGAGCCUUAAUUCAACCAGGCUUCUCACUGAUGCAUUUUGAUGGACAAGUUUUCUUCUUUGGCCAAAAAGGUUGGCCUAAAAGAUCCUGCCCCACGGGAGUUUUCCAUUUUGAUGUAAAGCAUAACCAUCUUAAACUGAAGCCUACAGUUUUCUCCAAAGAUUCCUGCUAUCUUCCGCCUCUUCGCUACCCAGCCACUUGCACAUUCAAAGGCAGCUCUGAAUCUGAAAAACAUCAAUACAUUAUCCACGGAGGGAAAACACCAAACAAUGAGCUUUCAGAUAAGAUUUAUAUCAUGUCUGCUAUUUGCAAGACCAACAAAAAAGUUACUUUUUGCUGCACAGAGAAAGAUUUGGUGGGAGAUGUUCCUGAAGCCAGAUAUGGUCAUUCCAUUGAUGUGGUGUAUAGUCGUGGGAAAAGCAUGGGUGUUCUCUUUGGAGGACGUUCAUACAUACCUCCUGCCCAGAGAAACACAGAAAAAUGGAAUAGUGUAGUUGACUGCCUGCCUCAUGUUUUCUUGGUGGAUUUUGAAUUUGGGUGCUCUACAUCAUACAUUCUUCCAGAACUUCAGGAUGGGCUAUCUUUUCAUGUCUCCAUCGCUAGAAAUGAUACCAUUUAUAUUUUAGGAGGCCAUUCACUUGCCAAUAACAACCGCCCUGCUAACUUGUACAGAAUAAGGGUUGAUCUUCCCCUGGGUAGUCCAGAUGUGAGUUGUACAGUUUUGUCAGGGGGAAUCUCUGUCUCCAGCGCAAUCCUGACUCAAACUAGCAAAGAUGAAUUUGUUAUUGUUGGAGGCUAUCAGCUUGAGAAUCAAAAAAGGAUGAUCUGUAACGUGGUCUCUUUAGAGAAUGACAAGAUAGAAAUUCAUGAGAUGGAGACCCCAGAUUGGACCCCAGACAUUAAGCACUGCAAGAUAUGGUUUGGGGCCAAUAUGGGAAAUGGAACCAUUUUCCUUGGCAUACCAGGAGACAAUAAACAGGCUGUUUCAGAAGCAUUCUACUUCUAUAUGUUGAAAUGUACUGAAGACGAUAUAAAUGAAGAUCAGAAAACAUUCACAAACAGUCAGACAUCAACAGAAGACCCAGGGGACUCCACUCCCUUUGAAGACUCAGAAGAAUUUUGCUUCACUACAGAAGCAAACAGUUUUGAUGGUGAUGAUGAAUUUGACACCUAUAAUGAAGAUGAUGAGGAAGAUGAAUCUGUGACAGGCUACUGGAUUACAUGCUGCCGUACUUGUGAUGUAGAUAUCAAUACUUGGGUACCAUUCUAUUCAACUGAGCUCAACAAACCUGCCAUGAUCUACUGCUCUCAUGAAGAUGGGCACUGGGUUCACGCCCAGUGCAUGGAUCUCGCAGAACGCACGCUCAUCCAACUGUCAGAAGGAAGUAACAAGUACUAUUGCAAUGAGCAUGUGGUUAUAGCCAGAGCAUUGCAAACCCCCAAGAGCACUCUACCUUUAAAGAAACCCUCUCUGAAAUCAAACCGCAAAAAGGGCCCUGGAAAAGUCAUGACUCCUGCCAAGAAAUCUUUUCUUAGAAGGCUAUUUGAUUAA